AUGACAUUUGUUGGGCUUCUGGGUCAUGUCUUCUUACUUGCAGCUAGCCCCCCUUUCCACCCCACUUAUCAAUUGGUCCCUGCUACACAUGAAACACACUGUCUGGCUGUCUAUACGCCUUCAAUUCCUGGCCCCGGUAACGUCAUAUUUAAGGAUUUAGAGCAGAUGCUGCACUUGCCUAGGCAGUUUCCUCUCCCUAAGCUUCAAACCCAUCACCCAGUUAUCAUCUUUCUCCUACCCACCCACAUCAUUCUUUUGGUCUGCAUGCCCGGCCUUAUGCGGAACCGCUAG
Messenger RNA from Protopolystoma xenopodis, 291 nucleotides. Lineage: Eukaryota; Metazoa; Platyhelminthes; Monogenea; Polystomatidea; Polystomatidae. The record is from the annotation of a GenBank genome assembly.